Messenger RNA from Sus scrofa (pig), 15872 nucleotides. NCBI's taxonomy places the organism in Eukaryota, Metazoa, Chordata, Mammalia, Artiodactyla, Suidae. The record is from RefSeq and is a predicted model, not a curated record.
AUAGCAAACUAAAAUUAUGGGGAAGGCCAUAGAAUUUCUACAUAUGGUGAUUCUUUUAAGGUGACAUUAAUUUAUUCAGACAAAAUACUUUUUUCUUUGCUUUUAUUUACUAUCAGAAUGAAAAAGUCCUAUUCUGCUACCAAAUAAACGACAGAGUUAAAAUUACUUAAUUCAACCCUAACCACCACCCUAAGAGACAGGUACUAUUAUUGUCCCAAUUUAAGGGUGCGAGACCCAGAAGCGUGACAAAGGCGCCGCGAGGUAACGUCUUCCCAGCGGCGCGAUGCCAGCAGAGGCUGAGGCCUCCACCCGAGGUCACACGAGAGUGCCCAACAGUCUCACGAGAGCGGGGGCCGGAGCCCCGCCAUUUCGCGGUGCCUCGGAAGCCGAAGGGGGUGGGAGGCGCAGGUCUCGCCGCCCUGACCCGGCGCUAGGGGCCCCCGCGACUCGCUCAAGCCGAGCCCGGCGCAGCUGCAAGCGCCGGAAACUGGCCCAGGUCAGCCGAACCCGAGCGCGGUCCCCGAACUCGGCGGCGCGCUCCACCCGGAUUCCCCACGCUCGGCUCGGCUCGGCUCGGCUCGGCUCGGGGCGGGGCCCUCCCCGCGCCGUGACCUCCGGGCGCCCGGGCCCGAGCUCCCUGCUCUUACCAAGGCCGCCAGUUGCUUGCCAGCCUUCAUGCCCUGGCCCACGGCAGUGCACCUGGAGAAGGACUCCUGGAAGCCUAAGAACUUGAACUUAACCCUGAGUAAAUAGGCUUUAGAGAUAGCCUCACCAUGUGUGGCAGACUGAUCGAGAGGUAUGUGGCUGCCAUGGUGCUGAGUGCAGCUGGAGAUGCCUUGGGGUACUUCAACGGGAAGUGGGAGUUCCUUCGGGAUGGGGAAAAGAUUCACAAGCAGCUGGCCCAGCUUGGCGGCUUGGAUGCCAUAGACGUGGAGAGGUGGAGAGUCAGCGAUGACACGGUGAUGCACCUGGCCACGGCAGAAGCCCUCCUGGAAGCUGGCCCAGGCUUGGACUGGGCUCGCCUGUAUUCCCUCCUUGCUAGGCACUACCAAGAUUGCAUGGGAGACAUGGACGGCCGGGCACCAGGGGGUGCAUCCGUGCAGAACGCCAUGCUGCUGGAGCCAGACAAACCCAAUGGCUGGAGGAUUCCCUUUAACAGCCAUGAGGGCGGCUGUGGGGCUGCCAUGCGGGCUAUGUGCAUCGGCCUCCGGUUCCCUCACCACAGCCAGCUGGACACCCUGAUCCAGGUGAGCAUCGAGAGCGGCCGGAUGACCCACCACCACCCCACAGGCUACCUGGGAGCCCUUGUGUCUGCUCUUUUUACAGCCUAUGCUGUGAAUGGCAAGCCACCCCGGCAGUGGGGAAAAGGACUGAUGGAGGUGCUGCCAGAAGCUAAAAAGUACAUUGUCCAAUCAGGCUACUUUGUGGAGCAGAAUCUUCAACACUGGUCUUACUUCCAAGACCAAUGGGAAAAGUACCUAAAACUCAGAGGGAUUUGGGAUGGCAAAUCAGCCCCUACCUUCCCGAAGCCCUUUGAUGUCAAGGAGAGGGAUCAGUUCUACACCUCCGUGAGCUACUCUGGCUGGGGUGGCAGUAGUGGACAUGAUGCCCCCAUGAUUGCCUAUGAUGCCAUCCUGGCUGCAGGAGACUCCUGGAAGGAGCUUGCCCACCGAGCCUUUUUUCACGGUGGAGACAGUGAUUCGACAGCUGCCAUUGCUGGCUGCUGGUGGGGAGUGAUGUACGGUUUUAAAGGAGUGAGUCCUGCCAACUAUGAGAAGCUAGAAUACAGAAAUCGGCUGGAAGAGACAGCUAGGGCUUUGUUUUCUCUUAGAUCAAAGGAAGAACUGUAAUUACCCUUUAGGGAGAAGUGUUUCUGGUGGUUUCUACUCUUGUGUAGUCCCUUUUAUGCUCAGUUUCACUUUUUUCAAAGAAGUCAAGAGUGUUAACCUUGUACUCAGGGAAUUUUGAGAUAACAGUCCCUUGGGUACCUGAAGCUCAGUCUUUCCAAACUUAUCCUGUCCUUCCCCAUUGCCCGGAAUCUUUCCCUCUUCCUAUCCUGAAGAGUCUUUAUUUCAGUUGAUGGGGUCAGUGUAUCCCAAAUUAGAACUCUUGUAGCCUCAUAUUUGAGGCUUCAUUUUCACCAUCUAAUCUUUCCCUAGGUUUUUUCUUUUUGUUUCAUAUUGGAUUUCCAAAAGUGGACUCUGAGACAAGGAUUUGAGUGCAGGUAGUUUAUUUGGGAGGUGAUUCCAGGAACCGCUAUUAGGAGAAUGGGGAAUUGAGUCAGGGAAGGGAGUGGAGUCAGGGCAAGGUGCAUUAAUGAGCGGGUUACCACUGUGGGCAGUUGGGACUCAGUCCUUCUGGGUUCUCUGCAUAAGGCACUCAGAGUUGUCCCCCCUGAGCGGCAAGCAAACCUGGGAUGUUUAUCCACCAGCUGCCAUCUGAUGUUGAUGGAGGACCACUCCUGGGAUGCUAACUCCUUGGUGCUUCCUGGCCUGCCUGUUGUGCACCACAUUUGGGUGUCUUCAGGUAAAUAUGCAGAGGGAAUUCCUUUUGGCUCAGUGAGUGAAGCAUCCAGUCUUGUUGCUGCAGCAGCUUGGGCUGCUGCUGUGGCAAGGGUUUGAUCCUCGGCCCAGGAAUUUCCACCUGCCGGCAUGGCAGAAAAAAAAAAAAAAAAAAAAAAAAAAAAAUGCAAAGGUGCUUGCAGUGCCAAGCUGUGUGGUGCAUGGGAACAGUGAAGGGUAUAUGUGAGGUCCCAACAGCAUCUGCUAGAUGGUUCUAUCUCUUAAAUAUCCUUCAAAUCUACUGCCUCUUUUGCUUCAUUGCAGUAAGUAUCUUUCAGCUGGAUUUCUACAAUCCAAGUUGCUCUCAAGUCUGGGGAGCUGUUGUUCCUAGCUGCACACUGUAGUUUCCUGGGCAUGGCACUUGACAUGAUGUCAGUUUUGUUGUUACCUAUUUGUUUGUCUUUACUCUCCUCUAGACAGAACCUACAUAAAAGCAUGUUGUUUAUUUAUUAGCCUCCUAUCUGGUGCCUCUAAUUCCAGUCUUGCCUUCCUCAUCACCUUCCUGAGUGCUCUUUACAAAUAACAAAUUGAGCAUGCUACACUUCUCAUCACGUUCCAGUGCAUACUCAUCCCCUUUAUUUCUUAGUGCUCUUCCCUCUCUUUUUACAUCUGGUAAAUUCUUACUCAUCCUUCAAGUUCCAACUCAGGGAGCACCUCCUAGGUGAAACCUACUCUGACUGUUCAUGCACGUGGCCCUUUCUCCUCACUUUAUCCACAGCCUUCUGUCUUAGUCCUGUCACCACACUGAUCCUGUUGUGCCUUCUGGAACAAUCUCCGGCUACUUGUGAGGGGUUGUGUCUUAUCUCUUUAGCAUCCCUGUCUAGCCUAUUAGAGACAUUCAGUAUUUACUUUGGAAGUUUAUCAAGUUGUGUUGAUGUGAAUGCUUUCAUCAUGCAGUGCCACAUCUGUUUCAGACACCCUCUAGGAAGGACCUCUGCCAGGCUGUGAGAGAUGGAGGGUUUGAUGCUUUAAUAAGGUCUUUGCUGACUAAAAGGAGACAAAACUCUCAACUCUGUAUUUGAAGCAAGACUAGCAAAGGCAUGGGAUUUAUCAUUCUUUUACACAUAAAAAUGAGACAAAGCUCUCUGUAUUUGAAGCAAGACUCUAGCAAAGGCAUGGGAUUUAUCAUUCUUUUAUACAUAAAGGGAGAAGAAAAUUCCAAAGCUCUUUUUCUGGCCCCAGAAAACUCUCAUGUAUUUGUAUAGUUGAGAAAACAAACAUGUUUUAAAUAUUACAGCUAGGACAACAGAUUCUUCAGCAGGACAAUCAGAAUUGCAGACUUGGGAUAGGGGUUUACAAUUCACAGCAUAGUGAUAACGUCUUAAAUUUAGAUGCUUUAAACUUAGGUGUACAGGAAAACUCUUCUGUAGAUACAUUUUGAGGACAGUUUUAGAAUAAUAGUAAACAGUAUGUACAUUUUUACAUAAGCUUCUUGAAAAGUUUAAGAUGGAGACUUGUGACUUUUCAAUUUCUCACUUAAUAAAAAAUGAUAUAAUAAUGCAGAAUAGUGUGCAGUUCCAGUGUGGCACGGUGGGUUAAGAAUUCAGCAUUGCUGCUGCUGUGGUGCAGUUGGGUGUGGGUUUGGUCCCUGAGCCCAGAACUUCCACAUGCAGCAGGCACAGCUGAAAAAAAAAAAAAAAAAAAAAAAGUGUAUGCUUUCCUGCAGCUGUAGAAGAGGAAACAUAUUCUCCUUGUCUUUCUGGGGUUUCUUUUACCAGUAGUUAGGAGAGCUUGCAGUUUUAAGGUGGAGCAUUAGAAUUCUGUUAGCACUGGCCAAACAGCAGAACUGAGAUGCUUAAACCUUACAGUAUAGAAAAGGAAGAAAAAUAUUUUAACAAGUGGGAUGUGAAGCACGACUUGUUUUAUCUUUGAAACUUGUUUGGUAAACAGUCUCAAUUUAGUGAAAAACAAACACGUAAUGACUUUCUUUUUCUCUAGCUACUGCCUUCAUACGUACUCUGUUGAAACUGCUUUUCCUGCCCCUUAGCAUCCUCUUGGGCAGAUCAUAUAAUUUUUGGUCUUUGGAGAGGGUGGGUAUUAAAAACCCCAUCCAGUCCAUCCCAGUCCAAUUUUCAAAGUUUCAGCUCUGUUGAGGUAUAAAUGAUAUACAAAAUUGCAAGAGAUUUAAAUUGCAAGAGAUUUAAAGUGUACGUUGUGGUGAUUUAACAUUCAUAUACAAUGUGAAAGGUUUCUCUUCAUCUAGUUAACAUAUCCAUCAUCUCACUUGCUUUUUCUUUUUUUUGGGAAGAACAUUCAAGUUCUACUCUUUUAGCAAAUUUCAGCUAUGCUGUAUAGUGUUAUCAGCUAUAGUCACCAUGUUUUACAUCAAAUGCUCAGACUUUAUUCAUCUCACAGCCAAAAGGUUGUACCCUUUUACCAACACCUCCCUAUUUCUCCCAGCUUCUACUUUUCAACUCUCUUGUUUCUGUGAAUUUGACAUUUUUCUUUUUUUCUUUUUUGUCUUUUUGCCUUUUUCUAGAGCCGCUCCUGUGGCAUAUGGAGGUUCCCAGGCUAAGGGUCUAAUCGGAGCUGUAGCCACUGGCCUAUGCCAGAGCCACAGCAACUCGGGAUCUGAGCCGUGUCUGCAACCUACACCACAGCUCAUGGCAACGCCAGAUCCUUAACCCACCGAGCAAGGCCAGGGAUCGAACCUGCAACCUCAUGGUUCCUAGUUGGAUUCGUUAACCACUGCACCACGACGGGAACUCCGAAUUUGACAUUUUUUUAAAAAUACACAUACAAGUGAUAGCAUGUAAUAGCUCUCUCUGUCUGUCUUAUUUCGCUGAGCACAAUGCCCUAAGGUCCAUCAAUGUUGCUUUGUGUGGCAGGAUUUCUUCUUUUUCAUGGCUGAAUAAUAUUCCUUUGUAUGUAUGUACUACAUCUACUUUAUCCAUUCAUCUGUUGACAGACAUUUAGGUUGUUUCCAUAUCUUGGCUAUUGUGAAUAGUGGUACAGUGAAUGUGGGGGCAUAGGUUACUCCUUGAUACCCUGUUUUCAUUUCUUUUGAUAUACACCCAGAGAUGGCAAUCUCAGUCCAGUUGAUCAGUUCUAAAACUUUUCAUGCUCUCCUCCCCACCACAGUCAGUCCUGGGCUCAAGGACAUACUGGACACCUUCUUCAUUCCUCACUUCCCUCUUUGGGGGUUCCCUGUCCCUCUCUAGUGUCACCCUGAGACCACCUUCAUCAAUGGAGCCCUCAUGGGAAAGGCUUAAGCCAGUUGUCUUCUGAGGGCUCCACUCAUCCCAAGGGAAACUUAUCUUUCCUGGUCACAUUCAAAAGUAGGAGUGCAGACUUCCCCACCUGCUGCUGUUUUUGCAUUUCCACCAUCCCUCUCAAAUAGGACACAGGCUGCCCGGGACACAGCCAACUCAGAAGCAGAUGCCACUGGCACCUUCAUGUGGUCACCCUUAAUCUCAGCUGGUAGUCCCUACUCAUCCAGCUUGUUGUGAGGGUGAGGUGAGCACUGCCUUUUCUCCCCUUUCAGGAAGGGAAGGAAAAACCCCCACAAAACCAUGAUUCUUGUGAUUUUUUCCUUCAAACUGCUGAUUUUCAGCUGGGGGAGGUGGGGAAGGGCAGAAUCCUAGAGCAGUUCUGCUACCUUUUAAUAAGUCCUACUGGAGUCUGUCUUUCGAGUUCCUUCCAGCCUCUUUAGAACAUGGUGGUGGAGGCGUGUGUGUGAGGGGAGGGGAUCAUGGCAGGGUGGGAGGCUGGGGACUUAGUAUUUGUUGUUUUCAGUGUAGAACUUCAACUGGAGUUGGAGACAGAGCAUCUCUCUUUAGAAAUCCUGUUCCAUUUGCUUUGCAAAUUCUCACUCUUCAUCGCAGAAAGAGAUCAGACUGUCAGACUCUUUUUCUCAAACCUCAAACCUUCUUUCCAAAUUUUACUCUCAGUUGGCAAUUUUGCUUCCUAUUUCUCUGAGAAAAUAGAGGCAAUCGCAAGAGAACAGCUCCCACACCCAUCCCCGCCUCUUGCCUACCCACCCACACCUGUGCUCCUGGGCUCUGCCUUCUCACUCUGAGGGCAGGGGUGUGUGUGUGUGUGUGUGUGUUUGUGUGUGUGUUUAAGAGAGACACGAGGGAGGAUGAGGAUGAACAGAGGGAAAAAAUAACAAACUUAAUUUUAUGCAUAAUGUUAGAGUAAAUUUAAAAGUAACCUGAGGGACAUUAUGAACUUAUGCUAACCAAGUUAAUAUACGUGUACAGAAAAACAGAAUAGGUUGUGAGUAACAUUACAGGGAUUAGUGAUAAUUUUUUUGACAUACUAAAGGAUGGUACUUCAUUUGCUUUCUAUGUUACCUAAGAUUGCUAGAUGUUAUCUGGAAGUCUUAGCAAUACAUAUGUUUUUAAAAUGUGCAAAAUUAGCACUGGCCUCCUCCAUCCUUCUCCAAGCUUCUUCAGCCACUGCAUUCUCCAUUUCCUCUUGCUAUCUUCAUCUCCCCAGGGCAAGGUUCACAACUUUUUUAAAUAUCCAGAGCCACUGGAGGUGUGGGGAAAGGCAUGGAGACUGAUGAUUUCACAGUCGACCAUCCCCGUGGAUCAGCUCCUCGAGGAAUGAGAUCAGAUUAAGGACCCAGACAGGGCAGAGGGAUCAGCCUUGCCAUCACUUUCUCAUCCCCGGGUUUAGGGUUUGUAAAAAGUGACACCUAGGGAGUCAGUGAGACUCUUUCCUUUGGGGAAGGAGAGAGAAGAGGAGGAAGAAGGACUUGCUGUGCAUUAGGCAGUUCACCAGUACCUGUUAACAGGUGAAGAAAUUGGUCUCUGAGACACUGCCACCUGUCUAAAGUCAUACGGCUGGGAUGAGAUGGAGCUGGGGUUUAAACCCAGGUCUGCUUGUCUCCAGUCCUACCACACUCUAAUUGUUAGCUAUAAUUAGCAAGUGUUUCUUUAGACAAAGCCAAAAUGAAACUCAGGAGUGAGAUGGUGCUGGUAGCAGCCCGUGCCCUCUCUUCACCUUCCCACAACUGAAGUGACAUCAAGAGGAAAGUUAGUUGUCAGGGCAAAGUGGGAGUGGGCAGAGCCGAGCCCAGCUGAAACUGUGAAAUGGGCAGACAAGUCACCUGCAGCCAGUUUCUUCCAUCACUCGAAAGACACAACCCACAGCGACCCCAAGGUUUCCUCUCUCUUCAGCUUUGUGGAACUGCCCUGCAGUACUCCAUACCCAGCAACAAGCUCUCAAGGUUCACAACUCUUUUUACUCUGAAGUUAUCAGAUCUCAGGGAACAAAAACUAAACCAUAGAAUUUAGUAUCAAACUUUCAUUUUAAAGCUGCAAUUUUUAGUUUCUCUCAACAUUUGGAGGCUUUGAGGCACCUACAGUACAUUUGUCCUGACAAACAAGGCAUUAACUUCUCUUCCUGGGGAAAUGGAGACAGAAUAUAGAUGGCUUUAAAAUAAAAGAUUAUGUGACCUGGGGCACAAAGUGCAUGAAGUACUCUAUAAGAAUUUAGAUGGUCUUAUGCUCACAUGAUAUGGUUUGUUCUGAGAAGGUAUGUAUAUGUGCACACAUGCAGCACAUACAGAACAUCAGGAGUGGAGGCUCCAAAAUUGGGGUCUUCACCUCAAGUUGGAAAAGAAACUGGCUAAAGAUCAGACUUCGUGAAAAUUGAGUUGAAUAGGGACUUAAGCCAUUUUGGGCUGUGCAUGAAAAUUUGAUGAGACAUUCUAAUGGGCUUCUAUGCAGCCUUAAAAAAUGAACAAGCCAGGUGCAGAGUAUUUUGUUUACUGUGAAAAGCAAGGUACAAAGGGUUUGUGUAGUGGAUCAGCAAGUGUGUGAGAAGUUUGGAAUGGAUAGGAUAGAAUACCUCUAGAAGGACAUGCAAGGAAAUAUUAGCAAUGACUGCCUUCUGUGGGAUCUGGGGCAUUGGGAGGGGGGUGUAGAGUUUUAUCUUUCACCACAUGCUUUUGUACUUCUUGAUUUUAAAAACAAUAUACAUAUUAAAAACCACACUUUAAAAAUUAAUGUGACUUUGGACUCCCUUGUAGCUCAGUGGGUUAAGGAUCCAGUAUUGUCACUGUAGCAGCUCAGGUCGCUGCCCUGGUAUGGGUUUGAUCCCUGGCCCAGAAACUUCCACAUGGCAGGGGCACAACAACAACAACAAAAAUUAAUGUGAUCUCAUUUUGUAGUUAUAAACUGGUGCGGUCCAGAAUUAUAAUAUCCUAAAAUUUGUUUUAUUAGUGUGUUAGUUUAUAUCCUUCCAACCCCACACAGGCUUAUUCAUUUAUGGAACUGUCAGCUAGGGAUCCUGAAGGAAAGGGAGGGAGCUGGUUAUCUGAGCUGGGAAUAGGCAGGCAGGGAAGGCUGAAAGGGAUUCUGUGGAUUCCAGGGAUUGUGGCCUACUGCCUCCUCUCCCCUCCCUUCCCCUCUCUCCCUUCUUUUUCUCUCCUCUCUUCAUUCAAAACAGGUGUUUAAUGAGCACCUGUUAUACACCAGGCCCUGUUCUAGGCAGCAAGCACACAGCAGGGACCCUUGAGCAAUAAGCACUGGAUCUUGAACCCAACAUCCUUGGUUUCUUGCUACCUCCUUGUGUUCUUGGAUCCUAGAAAAGUAAAGCCCUCCUCUGACUCCACUUUACAAUGGGGACUUAAACACCAUCUCGGGCUCAGGCCCCACCCCAGUAUCCUCACUAAAUAUGCCCACCAUACCAGAUGCACUGUACCUUCUCUUAGCAAAUAUGGAGCACUGGCUGUGUGGCAAGCACUGUGUUGGGUGCUGGGGACACCUCACUGCACAAAAGAAAUCAGGAUUUUGCCUUCUUAAGGCUGACAUUCUCCCUGGAGGAGAUGGACCAUAUACGCUGAUUAUAAGCUGGUGUUCCUUCAGUGUCUUCUGAUAGAAAGGUCUCUAUCCUCACCUUCUAAAACAUGUCACCCCACUUUCUUGUUCCCCUGAAGCAAUGCUCCCCAGGCUGCUGGCCUCUGUGAGCUUUGGUUUCCUCACUGGUGAAACGGAGAUGGCUAUGGUAAGAGUGAACAGAAAACUGGUGGCUCUGGCAGUGUCUAGUCAUUUGUGGAGCCUGCUGGAACUGCAUAGUCCUGAGGCCAGCUGCAAAGGUUCUCAUUAGGUAUGUCUGGGUUGGGCCCAGCAGUCUGCCCCAAGCCCCUAGAUGAUUCUGAAGCAGGUGGGCCUGCCUAGAACCACUCCAACCCCACAUGGAGAGCACUGUACCAGAUGAUGAAUAUGACAAGGAGGGCAUGCUCUAAAUGUCAAGUGUGUUGAUGCUGCACGGGGAGCUCUGCCUGAGUAUAACUGGAAUGACUGGCCUGGUGAGCCAGCUCUGGCAGGGUGGGAUGACCAGGAGGAUGCAGUCAUUGGUCACCUCCUGUUGGAAACCUAAUUGAUAGUCCCAGUUGCUGCCCUCUGGAUCUACUCUUGUCUUUGUGCUGAGGCUGCCCUCAGCUAAUGACUGAGCAGAGUGGGGGUGCUAAUGCAGCUCAUUUGCAUGGGACCUAGCUGCUUUAAGGGGAAAUUUCAGCUUGAGGCUUCCCCAGUGCCCUGGCUGAGGAAUUCUGACACUUCCUGUGCAAUCUUCUUUCCUUCUCCCAUGCUUUUCAGGGUCUAAAGUCUCUCUCUGCCAUCUUCUGCUCCCCCUUUUAUUCUUCACAGAUAUUAUCCCUAAUAAAUCUUUUGCAUGUCUAGUCCCUUCCUGGCAUCUUUUCUCUCAAGACCUGGAACUCUGUACCUGACUUGGUGUGUGACAGCAGAACAGCCUCCAAUAGUGCCCUGUGUGUUGCCACUCUCCUUCCUGGUGGCAGCAGUGCCUAGCAGUGGGAUCAUGUGCACGAGGGGAGGCAAGGGCUGGCCCCUCCAAAAUCAUUUUAUCCCCAUCUUGGACAGGCCUGGCACAGCCUGGUACAGUGGUUCAGAGCUUGUCAUGCUUCGAAUCCCAAUUCUGCAUGAAUCUUCGCAAGGUACUUAACCCCUCUAUGCCCUGAAGCUGUAUGUCUAUAGUACUCCUCUCAUGAGCUAUUGACCCAAAAGUUCCAUACUGCCCUGCUGGUAGGGUCUCUGCCUCACAGCAAUGUGCUAAAAUUUAAAGAGUGCUGGGCAAGUACAGUGCCUCCCCUUCUCCCUCACCUGCGUAGAACUAGUGUUCUGUGGCUUCUGCCAUCAUUUUGGAUGAACAGGCCAUGAGGUACAUGGGAAACACCCUGGUUCUUCAGCCCUGCCACUUCUCCAUAGGUCAUGUUCGUUCUUUAUUUCUUGGUUUCUUCAUCUGUGAACUCAAGAAGUUAAACAUCUCCUUAGAGGUUGGACUGUACUUUUAGCCCCAAGAUUCUAUGAGAAGAUAAUACUCUCAGAAGCUGACUGAUCUUCCAUUUUUUCCCCGAGUAUACAUGAAACGUGUUGUUGGCUCAGCUCUGUGCUGGGCUCUGGGAAUUAAAAAAUGAAAACAGAAAGUCUCUGCCCUCAGCCACUCCUACAGAGGCAAACACUCCACAGAUGAUUCCUGUACAACAAGGGUUUUGUGAUCCCCUAGAGAUGAAAGACUUCUGCCUUGGUUUUUACUAACAUUUUAUAAUGGGAAGUAGGAGAGGUGCAGGAAGUAGUUUCCUGAUAGUGUUUGGCUCAGAGAGGAAGGACAAUGUGUUUCAAUGUCCCCUGCUUUAAAAAAAAAAAAAAAAAAAAGAGAGAGAAAGAAAAGUAUGUUUAUUUUCAUUAAGAAAAAGAAACAAAAUUUGUGGAAGUUAAACUGGUAGGGAGAGUUUACUUUUCUUUUACAGGUCAUGAGGCCAGUUAAUGAUUAGUGAGACCCAAGUGGAUGUUUGGUAUUCGAAACUGUGAGAGGCUGGGUUAUGGGAUCUCUUUGGCAUUAGUGGUCGGCUUCACCCCAGCUCUGAGUCUUCCAGCUCAGCAAUGCCCUCAGGCCUCUGCGAAAGAUGCUUCUGGUCAUGGGGACUCCUUCUGUGGUUCAGUGUUGGAACUACAGGAGAUGCACCUCCUACCCCACAGAAAAAGUGCACUGACUUCCAGAAUGCUAAUCUCCUCCGAGGCACCAGUCUCAAAGUCCAAUUUCUCCUCUUCACCCCUUUGGAUCCUGGCUGUGGGCAGCUAGUGGAAGAAAGUAGUGACAUCCAGAAUUCUGGGUUCAAUGCCACUCUAGGAACCAAGCUAGUUAUCCAUGGAUUCAGGUGGGAGCCAACCAACCAAUAGGAUCACCUCAGCUAAGAACUAGAAAGCGACCAUAACACCUUAGGAAGUUAGAGGACGGCAAGAGGAGAAAUGGAUUUACUGCCUGUCACGGGUCCCAUUGCUCACCUCCUGCUGACUUUGAAGGUGUCUCUUAUCAACAUGAACACAGUGGUGUUGUUUUUCUUGGUGGUCAUAUAUGUUAUUCCUCUCCUUAGUCUCAUCUACACACUCUCAAACAGCAAAUAUGUGUGACCCUGGACAAGUCACUCCAGCGCACAGAACCUCAGUUUCUGUAUUUGAAUAAAAGGGAGCUUGAUCUCAGUGAGCUCUUCCUCCCUGAAGCGUGGGUUGCAUGAUACAUUUCAGCCGAUGAGGUCAUAGGCUUUGUACAGUCAUUAAGGGGUAACAUCGUGGUGUUUUUAGCCAGGGUUUUAUUUCCUCUUCUUCACUUCUUCCCGGGUUUUGUGACCUAAUCAACUUCUACUUAUGGGUGCUACUUCACCAUUCCCAGAGGUUAGUGUUUCUCAGGUGUAACACACUUCUUCAAUUUCUUUGAUGCCCUACAGUCCAAAUUUUGUUAUAAUAUAUGGUUACUAGGUCCCAAUUCAAUCACUAUCCUUCCUGCCAAUAUCUUUUCUCCAAAGCCCAUUGUCAACACCGGAGACAGAGAAAGGUUGCUGGGAGGAGAGAGGGAGAGAAUAUGGUGAAACAGUAGCACUGCCGAGCAGCUGGAGUUGGGGGCGCCCAAUGAAGAGGUGGCCAGUGAGGCACUGCCCAGAGAACCAUUGUUUCCUUAUCUCUGGGUUCUCUCUGCCUCGCAAAUCCUGACUCCAGAGACCCAGCCAUAUCCUUCUGUAGGCUUCCCUUCUCACUCUUGUGCCAAAGUCUCUUCUCCAGCAAACCUUGCCUUUGGCUACUAUCUAAGGCUGGGUAUGUACCCCCAACCCAGAGAUGGCUAAUGGAGCUGGAGAGCUCAGCAGCCCUGCCAUACUGUCUGCUUCCAGAUGCCCCAAAGACAUACUCCAUGGCAUAUGCCCAUGCUCUGGGCUUCUCUGUCCAUGUUAGCAGGCUCUGGGCAUUCAGAAAACUUCUUUCCCAUUACCGGUCUCGUGGAAAAAUCUUCCUGAAAUGUUUUCCAUUAUUUUCCUUUUCCUAGAAAAGUCCUAAGUAAAUUCCAGAAAGAUGGGGUUAUCUUAUUUUUCUCUAUUUCUUAUAGAGCACCUAGCAUAUUGGCUGGCCCAUUUGUUAAUUUAUGUUAAUGAAUGAAAGGGUGAGUGAAUAAAUGAGUAAAUGAAAACAUCCUCCAGGAAAGUACCUAUAUUAUAGAAUGACAAUUGAGGUUCCAGAUCUUAACUCUGAUACACAAACCUAUCUUUUCUUUUCCAUGACUAACACAAACAGGGUCAGUGCAUAUGGUCUGUGCGGUGUAGGCAUUGCACAAAGGCACCUGACUUAGAGCCAAACUCUGAUCUGGGCUCUAAGCCCUGGCCUGAGGCUGCAUCUAUCUGGAAUAAAGGAACCCUUUUAUAAUUUACACAUAGGUUCCACAUGUGCAGACAGCAGCCCUGCUGACUUUGGGAUUACAUCCUCCUUACAAAGUGCUGUAGGGUUUACUGCCCAUAACCCCCUCCUACUUGUUGUGACUUUUUUCGUUUCUGGGUUUAUUCUGUUUCUAGAACAGAAUUACAGUUGUCAUUGUAACUUCCAUGACAAGGGAUAUUGGCUGGACAGAUAAUCUUCCUAACCUUUCUGGCCCCACGUCUAGGGCUUUAGGAACAAAGCCUUCCUGGAUUGAUGAAUUCAUUGGUGCCCUUCUGCGGGCAGCAGAUGCUAAUGUGAUCGCCGUGGACUGGGUUUAUGGCUCUACAGGUGUCUACUUUUCAGCCGUGGAAAAUGUGGUUAAGCUGGGUCUCGAGAUAUCCCGUUUCCUCAGUAAACUCCUGGUGCUGGGUGUGUCAGAGUCCUCAAUCCACAUCAUUGGUGUCAGCCUGGGGGCCCAUGUUGGGGGCAUGGUAGGACACUUCUACAAAGGCCAGCUGGGACGGAUCACAGGUAACAUUCUUCCCUGCCCACCUUCUCAGGUUUGGAGAUAGAAAAUGCCCUGGAAGAGCCUUUCCUGAGGCUGGCAGAGGGAAGUAUUGAACCUUUGUUCUUAUGACCAAGUCAUCAAUCACCACUAAAAUGUAUAAUUAUACUAAUACUAAUAUUAGUAUAAGAGGACAUGUAUUUCUUUCUGAGCCUCAGUUUCUACAACUGUAAAGUGGGUUGUAAAAAUUCAUAUCUCCUUGGCCCACUAUGGAAAUCACCUUUAGAUGAUUUUGCUAAGUACUUGCAAAGUACUAAAAACUUCAUGCUUCAGAAACUAUCUCAAUCAAUAAGGGACUGGAGCUGUGAGGUAAAUACCCUGGCUUCCUGGCACUUCAGUGGGACAAUUCUGAGUCAUGAUCUACAAAAUCCUCCAGAGGGACCCCAGCGCAAUGAGACCCAAAGUGGUAAUCUACUCGUUUGAAUUUUUCCUCCAUUCUCUGACUUGUUUUUCUACACCCUCCACUGUUUUCUGUGAUCUUCUCCCAAAUAAGCUAUUUGCACUUUAAAUCCUUGUCUCAGGGUCUGCUUUUUUGGGGGAGGAAGAGGGAAAGGGAUACAAUCAAAGGCCUAGAGAGAGUAAUAUUAACUUUACUCUGUUGUCACAAAGACUAGAUGUGUGAAACUGCUCAGCACAAGGGCUGGCACAUAGUAACUAUUCAAAAACUUAUAGCUGCUGUUAUUACUACAUGGGGACUAAUAUUAUUCACAUUAGCCCUUAUGAAGUGGUUAGUGCUACCAAGUUCAUUUUAGAGUCAGAGAAACUAUCAUUGAGACAGAGACAACAGAGUAGAGUUGCCCAGGAAACGUGGUCCUGAGCUAGAUCUUUUGCCCUUUUGCCUCAACAAGGACCCUGAUCUGAACUGAAAGAGCAGCUGGGUAAGUGGGUGGUGAGUCCACGGUGGUUCUUGCAGCUGACAUGAAAGGGCCCUGACAUAUGUGUCCUUCCAGGCUUGGACCCUGCUGGACCGGAGUAUACCAGAGCCAGCCUGGAGGAGCGCCUGGACUCUGGAGAUGCCCUCUUCGUGGAAGCCAUCCACACAGACACGGACAAUUUGGGAAUUCGGAUUCCUGUUGGACAUGUGGACUACUUCGUCAAUGGAGGCCAAGACCAACCUGGCUGUCCCACCUUCAUUCAUGCAGGCUACAGUUAUCUGAUCUGUGAUCACAUGAGGGCUGUACACCUCUACGUCAGUGCCCUGGAGAAUUCCUGUCCUUUGAUGGCCUUUCCUUGUACCAGCUACAAGGCCUUCCUUGCUGGACACUGUCUGGAUUGUUUCAAUCCUUUUCUGCUUUCCUGUCCAAGGAUUGGGCUGGUGGAACAAGGUGGUGUCCAGAUAGAGCCACUUCCCAAGGAAGUGCCUGUCUACCUCAUGACCACUUCCAAGGCUCCAUACUGUGUGCAUCACAGCCUCGUGGAGUUUUACUUGCAGGAGCCAAGAAACAAGGACACCUGCAUCACGGUCACCUUCCUUAGCAGCAAUGUCACCUCCUCAGUCAAGAUCACCAUACCUAGGCAGCAACACCAGGGGAAAGGAAUCAUAGCUCACCCCAGUCCUCAGUGCCAGAUAAACCAAGUCAAACUCAAGCUUCAGGCUUCCCACCGGGUUUGGAAAAAAGACCGGACUACUAUUAUCGGAAAGUUCUGCACUGCUCCUUUGCCUGUCAAUGACAAUAAAAAGACGGUCUGCUUACCUGAGCCAGUGAACUUACAAGCAAGUGAGACUGUUUCUCAUGACCUGAAAAUAACCUGUAUAUAGUAUAAAAGCAGGAUACAAUUCUCUGGAUUGGGGUGGGGCUGGUGGGGGUGGGGCUGGUGAGGGUUCAACUUAUUCUAAGCCAUUACUACUAAGAAAGAAUGCAAAAAUCUUGGUUAUUUCCCGCAUAACUAGCCACCUUAGAGAGUACAGAUAGCUCAUUUUAUAGGGCUUUAUCUCCAUUGUCAAAGAGCCUUACAAAGAUGCCAUUUCAGCUUUCCUAUUCAUACUUAACUGCAGUUGUCCCAUAUCCUUGGGCCUCUAUACCUAGGAGUCGAUAGAAAUGUAUAUGGGGAAAAGGCUUUUUUUUUUUUUUUCCAAAUAAAACUCCAUGGAGUAUC